AUAAAUUUCAUUUUCAUCUCCUCGAAACUAAAAUAUACAUUGAAGAGUCCGCCUCCUGGCACGCAUAGCAUUAGGGGGCAUCUUUCUUGUUCUCCUUCCAUCUUCAUCCUUCCUCUCCUCCUCCUCCUCCUCCUCCUCCUCCUCCUAUUCAUGCUUCUUAUGCCUUAGCCUUUAUUGCUUCACAUUGUUUGCCGCACCCUCAUCUUUUGCCUCUCCUUAUUGCCUCUCUCUCUCUCUCUCUCUCUCAUACAAACUACAAACGCCACCCACCAAACCAAAUAAAGCCCACUCUCCAAUCUCUCUGCUCCCCUCGACCCAUCUAUUUCCUCUGAGACUCUGCCAUGGCCGUUCAAGCUCAAUACCCUUCUAAUAUCCUCCUCCUCAACAGGAAUGCGCCAGAGAUAAAUGACUGUUCCUUGCAGCAUCAGCCAGGAGGAUUCCUAGACCAAUCCCACAUCUUGUUCACCACCGGAGCGACGAGCACUAACCAGAGGAAGAGAGGAAGACCAGAAGCGGUGUCCACUGCUUUUGCAUCCAUGAACGCCAACAACCAUCUAUAUUCAUUGCAACCUCAGCCUCCUCAGCUCAUUGACCUCACUCAGCUCCACAACAAUAACAAUAACAACCACCACCACCACCACCAAUCCAAUCUCGUCUCCACUGGUCUCCAUUUAUCAUUCGGUGAACAUCAUCAUCAUAAUCAUCAUCAACAACAGCAGCAGCAGCAGCAGCAACAAAAUCAUCUUUUUUCGAAUUCAUCCGCAAGCUUGCCUCUGUCGUCUGAAGAUUUCGCCACUCAAUUCAAGCAACAGAGGGAUGAAAUAGACCAAUUCCUCCAUGCCCAGGGAGAGCAAUUGCGGCGCACAUUAGCAGAGAAGAGGCAGAGGCACUACCGUGCGCUGCUGGGCAUCGCGGAGGAAUCAGUGGCCCGGAAGCUGCGAGAGAAGGACGCCGAGAUGGAGAAGGCCACGCGCCGGUACGGCGAGCUCGAAGCACGCGCGGCCCAGCUCAGCGUGGAGGCCCAGGUCUGGCAGGCGAAGGCCCGGGCCCAGGAGGCCGCCGCGGCGUCGCUGCAGGCGCAAUUGCAGCAGCUCAUAAUGAGCGGGCAAGACCGGAGGGCGGCGGCGGCGGACGACGGGGGCGGCGGGCCAGGGUCCGCCGCGGAGGGCCAGGCGGCGGAGGACGCGGAGUCGGCCUACGUCGACCCGGACCGGGUCGUGGUCUCAGGGCCGAGCUGCAAGGCGUGCAGUAACCGGGCGGCGUCGGUGGUGCUGUUGCCGUGCCGGCACUUGUGCGUGUGCCCGGAGUGCGACACGGUGGUUCACGCUUGCCCGGUGUGCUUUGCCACGAGGAAUUCGAGCGUGGAGGUUUACCUUUCUUGAGGCCCGAACCCGAGCCCGAGCCCAAGCCCAAUGAGGGAGGCCCAGGCCCAUCGAGACGAGGUCAGAGCGCCCCCCAAAAAGGAGGGCAAAAAUGAAAGAAAGAGAAUAUUAUCAUGGCAAUAAUGAAAAAUUCCAGACUAUCAACCUCGGCCUCCAGUUCAAAAAUAUAAAUUCUUCCUUUUCUUUU
Rhodamnia argentea is the source of this 1569-nucleotide messenger RNA. Its product is annotated as E3 ubiquitin-protein ligase BOI. Gene Ontology annotation, molecular function: ubiquitin-protein transferase activity. The transcript has 4 exons. The record is from RefSeq and is a predicted model, not a curated record. Lineage: Eukaryota; Viridiplantae; Streptophyta; Magnoliopsida; Myrtales; Myrtaceae. The coding region runs from base 342 to 1382 and encodes 346 amino acids.